Messenger RNA from Capsicum annuum, 2011 nucleotides. Its product is annotated as IQ domain-containing protein IQM1. Lineage: Eukaryota; Viridiplantae; Streptophyta; Magnoliopsida; Solanales; Solanaceae. The record is from RefSeq and is a predicted model, not a curated record. The coding region runs from base 216 to 1739 and encodes 507 amino acids. The transcript is spliced from 7 exons.
UUUUUAAAAAAAUUCUUUUUCUACAAAUCCACGCUUUUAGCUUUUUAGAUUUUCAUAUAUAUAGUACACCAUAGGGGGACUUAGUCAUAUUCAUUAUACAACAUUUUUUCUUUCAGUUGAGAAAAAAAAAAAAAGGAAGUUGUGAUAUUUUCUCUUUACAACUUUGAUAUAUUUGAGGUUAAAAGGCUUUUUAGUAUCUUGCUAAAAACUUGGAGAUGACAGUACGAUCGAAUAGUUUUAAAGGAACACAUGUGGAAUCGAUAGUUCAAUCGAAUGGAGUCGAUAAGAUGACAAGGAAGAACUCGAUAAAUUUAAGGAACUGUGAACCAAAGAAGUUGAUGUUAGAGACAAGUCUAUCAUUCAAGAAUUUGGUUAUUCAAGACUUGAAUAUAUCAGAAUGGAAUGAACCAAAGAAAAGAGAAACAGCUUCAUUACCGGAGCCUGCGAUUCUGUAUUCGCCACGACCUGUUAGUGAGCUCGAUGCUGCUGCUGUUAAGCUUCAGAAAGUGUAUAAGAGUUAUAGGACAAGAAGAAAUCUUGCAGAUUGUGCUGUUGUGGUUGAAGAGCUAUGGUGGAAGGCUUUGGAUUUUGCAGCACUCAAAAGGAGUUCUGUUUCUUUCUUCAAUGUGGAGAAACCGGAAACUGCUGUAUCGCGGUGGGCUAGAGCGCGUACACGAGCAGCCAAAGUUGGUAAAGGAUUGUCAAAAGACGAAAAGGCUCAAAAACUUGCUCUGCAGCAUUGGCUAGAAGCUAUUGAUCCACGACACCGGUAUGGACACAACUUACACUUCUACUACGAUAUAUGGUUUGAAAGCGAAAGCUCUCAACCAUUCUUCUACUGGUUGGAUGUUGGAGACGGGAAAGAAAUAAAUCUCGAGAAGUGUCCUAGGACGAAUCUGCAGCAUCAAUGCAUCAAAUAUCUUGGACCGAAAGAGCGUGAAUCGUAUGAAGUUGUUAUCCAGGAUGGGAAACUCGUCUAUAAACAAAGUGGUGACUUUGUGGAGACAGUAGAAGGUUCGAAAUGGAUCUUUGUUCUUAGCACAACGCGAACAUUGUAUGUAGGAAAAAAGAAGAAAGGUGUGUUUCAACACUCGAGUUUUCUAUCGGGUGGUGCUACUACUGCUGCUGGAAGACUCGUCGCUCAUGGUGGUGUUUUGAAGGCUAUUUGGCCAUACAGUGGGCACUAUCACCCCACGGAGGAGAAUUUCCGGGAAUUCAUUAGUUUCCUCGAGGAACAUACUGUAGACCUUACAAACGUUAAGAGAUGUUCAGUUGACGAUGAUGAGCAGUCGUUUAGAGAUAACAGCGAGGGCUCGAAUCACCUACCACCCGUUGCUAAAGAAUCACCGAAGAGAACCACUUCCGAUGCAAAUGAUCAAAGAGUGGAAAAAGCAGCAGCAGUUAGAACAGAUGAUGAACGCGAAGACAAGAAGCAAGAAGACACCGUUGUAGACACCGUCAACAAGAAGACACAAUCAUCGUUUAGCUUUGCUCAACGUUUGUCCAGAAAAUGGUCAACAGGACACGGACCUCGCAUUGGCUGUGUUAGGGAAUACCCGACAGAGUUACAGUUCCGUGCACUUGAACAAGUUAACUUGUCACCUCGGGUUGCUAACGGAGGCUUCAACAUAUAUGGUCCAAUCCCCUCACCAAGGCCAAGCCCGAAGAUUCACCUUUCACCAAGGAUUUCAUAUAUGGUCCUACCUAGUCCAAGGACACCUAUUCCAGCAGCUAACUAAAGCAACAUUUUACAAUUGCACCAGCAGCAGAUGAUCCACUUCAGCCGUGCCUCGUAAAAAGUCAGGACGUUGGGCAGAUUUCAGUAUCCGACCCAUCUCGGGACCACGAGUCACAUUCAUUCGUUUAUAGUAUCGCGACCUUUGACCUCAGACGGAGAAGUAGAUGCAACAAACUAACUAAAAUCGUUAUUCAUUCGUUCAUUCGUGUUUGAUUUAUUUGUACAAGAUGGCUUCAUUGAGCCUAAAUUAAUCAUCAAUUGUUUUUUUCUUCA